Vigna angularis (adzuki bean) is the source of this 1189-nucleotide messenger RNA. RefSeq lists its product as uncharacterized. The transcript has 4 exons. Gene Ontology annotation, molecular function: protein binding. The coding region runs from base 20 to 1048 and encodes 342 amino acids. The record is from RefSeq and is a predicted model, not a curated record. Lineage: Eukaryota; Viridiplantae; Streptophyta; Magnoliopsida; Fabales; Fabaceae.
UCUGAAAAAGAAAUAAAAAAUGAUGAUGCAAGAAAGCCUGGGAGUGGAAGAAUUGUUCGGAAAGGUUAACAUUUCGCCGAGUCAAGUUGCAUUCAUAGUAGACCAGUAUCUCUGCGCCAACAACUUAUCGCAUACGCGUGCCACCUUCCGCAUGGAAGCAUCCUCCCUCUUCGCCGGUUCCUCAUUCAAUCAGAUAUACAAGCCUUCGUUAAAUUUAAAGCAUAUACUCGAUGAUUAUAUAUUUUUGAAGAGAAAAAACUUAAUCUUGAAUCAAGAAAGGGUUGCGAUCAUGCAAGAAAAGUACAGAGUUGAGAAAUUGGUGCAGGAAGUGCAAAAUGUCGUCUAUGCUUAUCGUUCCUUUCAGAGGCUAAUCCCAACAGAUAUUCCUGUUACGAAUAAAACCCCUUCAGGUGUAUGUACUGGUACCACCUCCUUUGUUCAGAACACAAACACAUACAACAACAUACACUGGCAGCAGUCUAACAAGAGAAAGAAUAGUGAAGGAAUACAUGCGCCCACAAUUGCAAAAAAACCUCGUGGUAGACCACCUGGGAAGAAAAAUCAAGUUAAAGCUCUAAACGUGCUCCCACCAUUAGGGACUCAAUCAUUAAUUGUGAAUUCCACAGCUACAGGUUCACAAGUUACCACCACCUCAUCAAUCAUAGAAACACAACCUGGAACAGCAACCAAUAAAUCUGUUACAACAUGUAAUAAGGAUGUUGUUACUCAUUGUGAGGCUGUUGUGGUCUGUCCUGAAGAAGAAAUAAGUAAUAAACCCAGUCUUCACCCUUCUCCUAUAAAUUCAGAUUCUGACACAGAAGAUAAGAGGGAAUUAGACUGCAAUGCCUCUCAUGUAUUUUUGGAAAAUUCAAUACCAAAUGAGUUUUCCAUCCCAGAAACAGAGAAGGAAGAUUCACAGUUGGAUCUAUCACACGUUAAGUUUUCAGAUUUAGAUAUGGAGUACUGGUCAAACUUCUCUUUCAAAGACACAGGCAUCUUUGCUGAAGAUUAUUUUGAUGGUCCGGCUUUAACUCAGGUUGAUGCAUGAAGGUUUUUUGUUUAGAUUGAUGUGACUCUAUGCAAUAACAUCUGACACAAAAGGGGACAUGCAGUUCUAGUUUAUUAGCUUUUGGUUAUUAGAUAAAGCCAAAAUGAUUUAUCUUUCAGUGAUUUUAGCUUACUUCUUUCU